Messenger RNA from Mesorhabditis spiculigera, 738 nucleotides. NCBI's taxonomy places the organism in Eukaryota, Metazoa, Nematoda, Chromadorea, Rhabditida, Rhabditidae. The record is from the annotation of a GenBank genome assembly.
AUGCGGGUAUUCAUCUUCCUUCUAUUAUUCGGACUUAUCUGCGCGCGUUCAAUUAUUCCGGGCAAAAAUGUGCUGGACGAGGCCGAGGAGAGCGUCCUGUUUUCGUCACCCGGUUUCCCCGGUCAAUACGGAAAUAGCGAAAGCGUCUACUACAAUUAUACGGUAAACGCCGGCCACUAUAUCCGAUUGACAUUUUUGUCAUUUCACACGGAAAACGCGGUGGAUCGGCUGAGGAUAUAUGACGGACCCGACUCGUCGUAUACGGUAUUGGCUGAUCUGAGCGGCUCAAAAACGGGUACGGUAAUCACCUCAUCCGGCCCGAGUAUUUACAUGGAUUUCGAGACGGACAUCAUCAACGUCGAUCGCGGAUUCUUGGGAAGAUACGAGACUUUUGAGGUGGGAACAACACCGGGCACCGACAACGGCUGCGGCAAGUCCCAUUUCACAGCCGACAAAUUUGAGGGCAUCACCUCGCCGAAUUGGCCCCAAAAUUACACGACGAAUCUCGACUGCAACUACUAUUUGGAGGUGCCGGCAGGCCAAACGAUGCAACUGGUGUUCGACGCGUUCGAAACUGAACACUACGAUUAUUUGAGGGUCUACGACGGGGCCGAUGAUCAGGGAAAUCUGCUGGCUGAUUUGCACGACUCGCCGGCGACGCCGAUCUACUUCACCUCCACCGGCAGCAAGAUGUACCUGGCCUUCUCCCCGAAAAUCGACACAAAGGAAAAAGUUAAU